Molecule: messenger RNA, 6079 nt
Organism: Liolophura sinensis
Lineage: Eukaryota; Metazoa; Mollusca; Polyplacophora; Chitonida; Chitonidae
Product: leucine-rich repeat and IQ domain-containing protein 1-like
Exons: 29
Coding region: 259-4980 (1573 amino acids)
Molecular function (GO): protein binding
Source: RefSeq, a predicted model, not a curated record
UAAACAAGUGUCACCAAGUUGACAUGUCUCGUUAGUUUUGUCGUCUUUCAGGGCUUCAUUAGCAUGAGCUGUUGUUGUUUUAUAACUCUGAAGUACCAACACUCAGUUAAUCCUUUAAACUAUUUACUCAAAAGAUAUGUUGUCUACAAAUGCCACGGAAAAUGCGCCCUGGUAAAGAAGAGAAAAUUCGCCGUCAGUGAUUGAUAUCGGUUGCUUUAAGUCACAUUGGUUGAUUACUCCACAGUUCCAAGCACUGACAUGCCCACAGGUUCCGGCAUGAGCAUGACACCCAAGAGAACAGAACGAGAUGAGGAUAGUUAUUACGAUCUGCUGAUAGAGCAAGAGCUGGAGAGGAUCAAUCUGGAAGAUGAGGAUUUACCUGAGGGUGAAGGAGGAGAAGGGGUGGAGGAAGCAGAGGAAGAACUUCCUCAGGAAGAGGACCUACCAUCUGCAAUGGAGGAGUAUCUGAAGAGAAUCCGUGUACAGAACGAGUUAUUUGAGGAUGAGCUGAAAGAGUGUGAUGAGCUGAUUCAGCAUGAAGGCCCAGUGUCUGAUGCAGGUAGUGUUGCUCUGGUUCCACUUGUGCAGAUGGAAAUGUUACAGCUGGCUGCAGCAGAGCAUGGACUGGAUCCUGAGGCUUACCGAAAACAGAUUCUGUCCCAGCUAGACAAGGAUGAUGAUUCACUAAGUCUAGAGGGAGAGGAGGAGAUAUUCUCUGCUGACAGUUACCACAGUAAUAGUGCAGUAAAUGAGGGAGGUGAGCCUGGUGUGUUACUGACGGAGGUGACAGUGGAUAGCGGGAUCUGUGAGGGUGAUGCCAGCCACGAGGGACAGGACGACAAGUCAUUAGCAGGAAGUAGUGUCAUCAAUCAGGGUGUGGCUGACCACAACCAGGGGGAUGGAGAAGUUAUACAGGAGAUUGGAGCUGUUGUUUUGGCUGACCCUUCCUGUCAGUUCAGAGCAUUUCUCCGUGAUCAGUGGCAUCAGGCAACAGAGAAACAACGACGAAGAGAAGCUCUUUUCAGAGAGAAAUCUGAAUUAACACGAAGGCAAGCUGAGCUAUAUGAACAAGAUGCUAUCAGCAGAAGGCAAAAAAAGAUGGAAGAAUUGUCCAUGGAAGAGAAGCAACUAACUGAAAUGAAUGCUGCCAAGACUGCAGAACUUGAGAAAAAGCUUGAACAAAAGCAGAAGGAAGUUGAGAGAGAACUGAAACAGUAUGAGAUGUCUAUUGAUGAACUGGAGAGAAAAACAGAAUUGGAAAGGAAAGAACUUCAAAAUCAGCUGGAAUUAGAAAGGGAGAAACAGGGGAGACAACUCGAGGGGGCAGCUGUCAAGAUACAAUCGGUGUACCGGGGAUACAGGGUAAAAAAAGUAUACAGAGAUGAGCUGGACAAAAAAAGGCAAACACGUAGAGAGGAGAUUGAAGCAAGGAAAAUAAGGGAGAAAGAAAUAGAACUCAAACAAUUAGAAGAGAAGAGGAAAGCUGCAGAAUUGGAACGAAAGAGGCAAGAGGAACAAGAGAAGGAGGAUAAACUGAGAAAAGAGAAAGAAGAACAAAUGAAGAAAGAAGAAGAAUUGAGGAAAGAGAAAGAAGAGCAGUUAAGGAAAGAGAAAGAAGAGCAGUUAAGGAAAGAGAAAGAUGAGCAGUUAAGGAAAGAGAAAGAAGAGCAACUAAAGAAAGAGAAAGAAGAGAAGCUGAAGAAAGAGGAAGAAGAACAGAUGAAGAAGGAAAAAGAAGAGCAGGUUAAGAAGGAGAAAGAAGAGCAACAAAGAAAAGAGAGGGAAGAAAGAAUGCAGAAAGAGAAAGAAGAGCAGAUAAGAAAAGAAAAAGAAGAGCUACUUAGGCAGGAAAAAGAGGAAAAGCUAAGGAAAGAAAAGGAAGAACUAAUCAGAAAAGAGAGAGAAGAACGGCUUCAGAAAGAGGAAGCAGAAGAGCUUUUAAGAAAAGAAAAGGAGGAGCAAUUAAGGAAAGUGAAAGAAGAGCAGUUACAGAGAGAAAAAGAAGAACAAUCAAGAAGAGAGAAAGAAGAACAAAUUAGGAUAGAGACUGAAGAAAAAUUAAGAAAAGAAAAGGAAGAGCAAAGCAAGAGUGAGAAAGAUUUGAAAAAAAAAGCAGAUGGGGUUUUGCAGCAAAUGCAAGAAGAACAUAAUAAGAAAGAGAAGGAAGAUGAAAGCAAAGAGCUAUUAAUUGGAAGCCUAUCUGAAGAUCUUGAGAAGAGACGUCGUAAGUGGAUGAGUGAAUGUGUCUUUUGGAGCAAAAUCAGCAACGAACCUUGGAAAACAAUGAAAAAGACCACGAAAAAGCUUGUUAAGAGACCAUCUUCUGCUAAGAAAUUGCCUGCCAUGUCAGUUGAUGUGAUUCUAACUCAGGCCCGGGUAAACAGUCUGCAACAGGUGACCACUGUCCAGUUAGCUGACCUUCCUGGCUGCUCAGUGUCCACUCUUGGUCAGUGUGUCCAUCUUCAGUACCUGGAGCUGACCGACUGUGGGGUGAAGGCUUUGGAGGGAUUGACCAGUUGUAAACAGCUUCAUUAUAUCAACCUACAGAACAAUCAUGUCCAGUUUGUCGACUUAGGUGAUUUGGAAAAUUUAGAAUAUGUCAAUCUGUCAUCCAAUCAGCUGACAGCAGUCCACGGAUUGGAGGAUUGCUCAAACCUCCGCUGGCUGGAUCUGUCCAACAACAAAAUCAUCAAACUAGGCUCUCUUGUUGGAUUACGUCACCUUCACACCUUGAAGCUGUGUCACAAUCAGCUGAUCAGCACUCAGGGGGUGGGGGAUGUCCCCACACUCCAGGACCUACACGCCUCUCACAACCACUUACAGUCAUUGGAGGACAUAGACAAACUGUGUUUGCUUCAGACAUUGGUGCUCACAGGCAACAAUAUGCUAGAGUUUCCUGUCUUGUCAAAUCACGUCCUACUGCAGAAUUUACUACUUGACGACAACAGUAUUACCUCCCUUGACAGCCUGCAGUCAUCAUGGUUACCCUGUCUGAAGGUGCUGAAUUUGGCUCAGAACAGUAUUCCUGAUUUAGGACAGAUGUCGUCUUUUGUGGUGCUGAAGGAUCUGGAUGUCAGCAAUAAUCAGCUCUUAGAUGGUGAAGAGAUGCUGAAGUCAUUGAUGCUAUGUAGACAUUUAGAGAGGCUGUGUGUUGAGGGAAACCCUGGAGGGGAAGAGUCCACUUUUCUGUCCAGAGCAUGUUCACAGUUUAAGAGGCUAUCAUUAGUGGACAAUCAACCCGUACAGAGAGCUCAGCCACCACCAGCAGUUCCACCCAAGUGCUCAUUUGAAGCCACGUGUCUGGCUCAAACACUAGCCAUACAGCAGAUCUGGGAUUGUCAUCAUCAAAAAAUCGAAUCCCUGAACCCCACAGAUCUAGCAGGUGCUUGUGCUGCUCAUUCCUCUAUGUGCCAUACCACCUUUGAUCUGGCUGUAGAGCACCGCUAUGCCCAUGAGUAUGGUGAAGUGAUCAUCAACUGGCCAGCAGCCCCAUCUGUACCUAAACCAACAGGCAGGACAACUAGUAGGGGAAGGUGUAAAGUAAGUGAUGUCAAGGUACCAAGACAGACUAAUACAUUUACCAGUGUUACAAAUGAUGAACACAAAGCUGUGACAGCUGAGGGAGGUAGUGAGUUUGUAAAUGUGGGGAGGACACCUGAGGCUGGGUGUGCGUGUGUGUCAUCCGUAGAUCCCACAAGCAGCAGUACUGCUGACACCUAUGUCCAUACAGACUCACUAGGCCACGUGAGCAGUGAUCAGUCAGUGACGUUGGCAGCUGAGUUAAUCCAGGCUGCCUGGCAGGGCUACAAAGCUCGUCAGUACUAUAAUGAAGAGAGGAAGAGAAGGAGACUGGCAGGAUUGUCAAGGCAGUGGACAUAUGAAGAUGAGGCUGCAACUACGAUUCAGGCGGUGUGGCGAGGGUACAGCCUGAGGAGCCGUUUGCUGAUGGCUCUGGAGUAUGCCCAUCUGGAGGAGGAAGAGGAGGGGGAGGAGGAGUUUGUGGAGGUUGACCUGGACGAUUUCUGUCUGGAUAUGGAUGAUCUGGAUGCUGACUGGAAACCCCCGCCCACUCCAAGGAUCCCAUCCAGCCAUGCACUAUUGAGUAAACCACCCUCGGGGCGCCCCACAGCUUUACACACUGGAGGAGAGCUUAACACGCCCCACCCCCCUGCCUUCCCAAGACAGGCUUGGCGAAACCUCACAUCUCCACUCACCAAUAGAUCCUCACCCCAUGGGCGACAGCCAAGGCCACCCUCAUCUCAGGCAAGCGGAACUGACACACAUCGCACAGGACUGUCAAAAAAGGAAGAAAUGCUGUCUGAGGAAUGGGGUUUCAAGGACAGUCGCACUGCAGAGCUUAUGCUGCAGAGGGCAAAGAAGAUGAAGUAUAAUGCAGACAAGAAGAAAAAAAUAAGUAAACUAGAUCCCAAACAGAAGUUGGCCUUGUUUAAGAAGCUGACAGAGUCUACCAGGAUGUUAAUACCUGUCCAACACCCAACACGCAAAGUUAUGCCUCGCAAGGAAUAUUUUCAAGCUCGCGCUCGUGAAGCAGAGGAGAAAGAGAGAGAGAAGAGGUCUGAGGUUGCCACCCGUGCCUCCAGGACAUUUGAGUGGUUACAUACACAGGUGGGGGAAUUCCCCACCUCAGACCCGGUCAAGGUGUUGAUACGAAGCGAGAGUGAGAAUGGCUUACCCAGAUUAGAUAGUGACAUUACAGCCGGGAGGAGGGUUCAGCUAGUGGCCAGCCCUGCUCAAUUAGACUUAGAGAGCGUAAGUUCCCUGGGGGAGAACCGCUUGCGCAGUUUCUCCAUGGAUGAAUCUUCACCUUUGGGAGUUCAACAGGUGCCAGUGCAGUUACCACCAAUUAAGACAAAUUCGGCCCCAUCAAACAGAGUGAAGGAGCGGAUGUCUUGGAGAACCCCAAAGAAAAACACGGACAUCGGCUGGGGUGGUGGCCGUAAGCGCUCUCUGAAGAGCUGAGAAGCAGAUUUCACAGCUUUGGUCACUUCAAGAAUUACUGUCAUGUUGCUUGUCAUAAUAUUUUGGUAAGGAGUGUAAAUGGCAUAAGUGUGACGAAAAAGGGGGGUUUCCUGUCCUGUAGUUUGCAUAAGGUGAUUCUGUGUUACUACAGAUCACAGCAGAAGGAAUUAUAUAUAUACUUCUACAUGUAUAUAUAUUAUUUAUAUGAUGAAGAUGGUGUAUGUGUAGGGUGAGAUAUGUAGAGAUCAGCUGUGAGUUUCAUCUCAGAGACACACCUGGGAAUAACUUACUUGUAAUCUACAGGAAGAUGGUGUUUGUGUAGGGUGAGGUAUGUAGGGAUCAGCUGUGAGGUUCAUCUCAGAGACACACCUGGGAAUAACUUACUUGUAAUCUACAGGAAGAUGGUGUAUGUGUAGGGUGAGGUAUGUAGGGACCAGCUGUGAGGUUCACCUCAGAGACACACCUGGGAACAACUUACUUGUAAUCUAGAGGAAGAUGGUGAACAUAUAGGGUGAGAUGUGAAGGAAUGUAGGACAUUAUCCCCCCUGACAUUUUCCCCUCCUGGACAUUUUCCCCUCCUUGACAUUUUCCCUCCUGGACAUUUUCCCCUCCCUAUAUAUCUACAUGCAUAUAUGAUCAGUGGGAAAUAUAAAUAUGAUAUUCUAAGUGAGAUUUCUUGUAAUGAAUAGCCCAAGGGGUGAAAAUUAGCAGUUGUUUUUACUUAUUCACAAAAUUCAGGUAUUUAUCUUCGUAUAGUGAAGAUUUGAAGGCCUCUGUAGCAUGUCAGGGGGUAAAAACAGUCAGUGUUUUAUUUUGAUAUAUUCACAAAAUUCAGGUAGUUGUCUUCAUGUGGUGAAGAUAUUAUGUAGAUAAUUAAAGUAGAACUUCCAUCAUAUAAUACAGUAACAAAACAGUAUUGUGAUAAAAGCUUAAUGAAUAAAGUUCUGAGUUCUCUAGAAUUUGGGGUAAACUAAUAGGCUAAUCAGUUCUUUGUCAAGGGAUUAACCCAAAAGCCAGGUAUACUGGCUACAGUCAUUUUAUUUACAUUGUUGGUUUACCCUUCACAGAUAAUAAUCUCCUGUCCAAGUAAUGACAAAAU